AUGGCCGCUCUCGAAGAUCUCCCGUGGAUCGAUUCCAUGGCCCCCCCAUCGCAACCGCCAGACCAUGGCCAGUCUGACUCGCAGCCACCGACGGUCGCUGCCUUUUCUCCCUCCACCAUCACCGGCUCGGCUUUGACCUCGCGCCAACGCUCCAGCAUCAUCGUGCAUCGCAAGUCGCCGCUGCUGGUGGCUACGCCGCCGCCCAUCACCCGGGCCCUGGCCUACUCACACCCGUUCCUCCUUCCUCUCAACAAGCUUGCCGGUCUCCUAACAUGGACCUCGGGCGACCCCUGGCAGAGCUUCUUGCUCGUGGCCGUCUUCUGGACUGUAGUCCUAUAUAGUGACGCCAUCAUCCUCUGGGCCGGACCUAUAUUGGUCGUAGUCGGGCUCAUCCUCGGCAUGUAUGGCCGCCGCUACUCGCCCUUAUCCUCGACGACCUCGACUGGGGAGAAACAUGCUAGCAAGGCUACCCCAGAAAACACAACUCGCCACCACAAGAGUCUGGACGAGAUCGUCGAGACCCUGCGCACCUUCACCACCCGCUGCAACAUCCUUCUCGAACCCUUGGUCGACCUGACCGAUUUCCUGUCCACCCAACGCACUGCCACGUCGGCCACCACCCGCCCUGCGCUGACGGCGCUUUUCAUCCGUAUCCUCUUGAUCACUCCCGUCUGGAUCGCUUUGACUCUGCCCCCGUUCUAUCUACUCACGACGCGCCGGGUUGUCAUGUCCGUCGGAACGAUCAUUCUCACCUAUCACUCGCGACCUGCCCGGGUCUCGCGGGUCAUUCUGUGGCGCUCACGAGCCAUUCGUCGUCUCUGCGCCAUUGUGACGGGCCUGUCCGUCGCAGACGGCCCGGUCAAUUCACAGAAGACCCAGGCGCAAGGCCUCGGCUUGAAUAUUGCGACUCGCCGGCGUGGACACUCGGGCGUGCGGUUUACGUUUGUCGUUUACGAGAAUCAGCGGCGCUGGCUUGGUAUCGGAUGGACGUACUCGCUGUUCCCGUCGGAGCGUGGCUCUUGGACCGACGAGCAUCUCAACUCCGUUCCUCCCAAAGAUUCGUUUGAGCUCCCGGAUGUACGAACCGGGAAUGCGAAAUGGCGCUGGGUAGAGGGGAGUGACUGGCGGGUCGAGGGCGCUGAUUCUUCCUACGGCAUGACAGAUGCAAAAGCGUCAAAUAGUGAGGGAUGGGUCUAUUAUGACAACAAGUGGAGCGAUGGCCGUCGCGGUCAAGACGGGUGGGACCGGUACACACGACGCCGCAAAUGGUACCGCGAUGCCGAGCUUGUCGAAGUCCCAGAAGAAGACAACAUGAACGGCUCAGAAGAGACCAUCUCCAGCCUCACGCAGGCUCUGGAAAGGGAGAAAGCGAAGGACAAGGAGAAGGACAAGAAGAAAGACAAGGACUCCGACACAGACUCCCGCAGCCUCACGCCCUCGACGACUCUCCGAACCCGGCGGCGGCGCUGGUUCGGCGGCGGCAAGGACAAGGACAAAGCAAAAGACCGCGUCAGCAGCGGCAGGUCCUCGGUCGAUGUCGGCCGCGCCACGGGGUCGAAUGUGGACGUUUCUGCCUCUGGCGACGGCGCAAGCGAUGGUGGUGCCGCGAGCGGCCGCACGCCCUCGCGCCCGACCAGCAUUCAAGGGUCUCGCCAAUCGUCUCAGUAUAAUGCCCAUGAAGAUAGUCUGGCUACGAGUGACAGCGCCAGCAUGCGCGAGAAGGAAGUCGCUCAUGCGCAGGACCACCAUGACCGGUGGGCGACGCGCGCUGCUGGCGGCACGGAGCGCGCAGAGAGGGAGUGGGGAUUGAGCGAUGAUGUGAACAUGGGGCUGAGUUGA
Messenger RNA from Penicillium alfredii, 1839 nucleotides. RefSeq names its product PEX28-32 family peroxisomal membrane protein. The coding region runs from base 1 to 1839 and encodes 612 amino acids. Lineage: Eukaryota; Fungi; Ascomycota; Eurotiomycetes; Eurotiales; Aspergillaceae. Gene Ontology annotation, biological process: peroxisome organization. Gene Ontology annotation, cellular component: peroxisomal membrane. The record is from RefSeq and is a predicted model, not a curated record. The transcript is spliced from 3 exons.